AUGGUAUCACCAAGUAAUCAACAUAGUAAUUUAUCAUUGGUAGAUAACAAGUCAACAUCGACAGCACGUCCAUCAGUGCAUUAUUACUCGUCGAUAGAUGAUAUUGAAAGACUAUCCAAUUUAUUAAACAAUUCGGCCACAUCGGUCGAGACAGAGGAUGGAGAGAAGCGAACACCCCUUCAUCACGCUGCCUAUGGUGGAUCGUCGCGUUGUGUGGCGUUUCUCCUUGAAAAGAAGGGUAACCCACAUGCACUCGACUCUGGCAACAACACUCCACUUCAAUGGGCUGCUUCACGUGGUCAUCUCGAGUGUAUCAAACUGCUCGUUGAAAAGGGUCCAGCAGACGUAAACACCAAAGAUAGCAAGAAUGGUACACCAUUACACAAAGCUGCUCACUUUGCAUCGUCAGAGUGUGUAUCCUAUCUACUUCAAUGUAGAGCCGAUGCCAAAGCUGUCACUCUCAAUGGUGAAACUCCACUUCACUAUGCAUGUGCUGGUGGUAAUCCUCAAUGUGUAGAAUUAUUAAUUAAAGCUGAUGCUAAAGUAAAUCAUUCAGAUUGUGAUGGAAUAACACCAUUACAUCAAGCAGCAUUUAGUGGACAUUCAAGUUGUGUAUCAUUAUUAUUGAGAAAAGGAGCAAAAGUAGAUCCAAGAGAUAUUCAUGGUAUAUCACCACUUCAUAAUGCAUCGGCAGCAGGAUUUAUAGAUUGCGUAGACAUUUUGGUUAGAAAUGGAGAGAAUGUAAACUGUGUCGAUGUCGAGGGUGUCACACCACUCCACCAUGCAUGUUUUAAUGGUAAUUUGCCACUCCUCAAACGAUUAUUAGAGUUGGGUGCACAUAUUGAUAUGAUUGAUGAUAUGGGUGAAACACCCCUCCACAAGGCUUCAUUCAAUGGACACAAAGAUAUUGUCGAACAUUUAUUAAAACUUUCAUCACCAAUUGAUUGUCGUGAUAUUCGUCAAUCUACUCCUUUGCAUUUGGCUGCAUUUAAUGGUUUAUUAGAUAUUGUUCAAAUUUUAAUUAAUCAAAAAGCAACAAUUAAUAUUAGAGAUGAAGAAGGAGCAACACCAUUACAUAAAGCAGCAUUUAAUGGACAUUCAUCAGUUUGUAAAAUGUUGGUAGAUCAAGGAGCAACGAUCAAUAUAUUGGAUAAUCAAGGUGCAUCACCGCUACACAAGGCAGCAUUCAAUGGACGUGUAAAAUGUUUAAAUACAUUGAUAAAGAGUGGAGCAGACAUUGAGAUUAAAGAUAAUCAGGGGGGAACUCCUUUACACAAUGCUGCAUACAAUGGACACUCGGAUUGUUGCAAGCUGCUACUUAAAAAGGGUGCAGCCAUCGACUCUAUUGAUACGCAUCAGUCGACACCGUUGCAUUUGGCAAGUGCCGCAGGUGCACGUGAUACUGUUGACCUGUUGCUCUCAUUCAAGGCCAAGGUUGACGCUAAAAACUGCGCUGGCAAGACACCACUCGUGUAUGCACUCAAAAAGGCACAUACUGAUGUGGCACGUGUCUUGUUGCGUGCAGGUGCCGAUCUUGGUAAUGUGUCUAGUCGCCAGUCGAUCGAUCUAGGCAAGUGCUUUGGUACGACCAAUUCAGACGAGAUUAUGGCCAUUGUACAUAAACGCGAGUCGAGUCAAUUGGUUGCCGACGAGGUGCAAGUUGCUCUCGAUCAACAGCUCAAAGACGAUCUCGACCAACAACAACAACGCGAACGUCGUCUCCUCAUCAAGAAUGCAGUUGCUCUCUUUAACCAGUCACCUAAAAAGGGUAUCGAGUUUGCCGUGUCUUCUGGAUUGUGUGAGUUGACACCCAAAGAUGUUGCACACUUUUUGUUGACACAAGAUACACUCAACAAACCGGCGAUUGGCGAGUACUUGGGAGAAGCUGCGUCGUUUAAUCUGCAAGUGUUGCACGCGUUUGUCGAAGAGCUCGACUUUGCGGGACUCGACUUUGACGUGGCGCUGCGCAAGUACCUCAAGACGUUCAGACUGCCAGGUGAGGCUCAAAAGAUCGAUCGUAUGAUGGAAAAGUUUGCACAACAGUUUUAUGCACACAACCCCGACAAUAAGAUCUUUUCCAACAAUGAUACAGUCUAUGUGUUGGCGUUCUCGGUGAUUAUGCUAAACACUGAUGCACACAACCCCAACAUUAAAAAGAAGAUGACCAAACAAGAGUUUAUCCGUAACAAUAGUGGUAUCAAUAAUGGUGAUGAUUUGCCACCCGACUUUAUGGAGAGUUUGUAUGACCGUAUUAUUACAGACGAGAUCAAGAUGGAGCGUGACGGGCAGGCCGACCAGCACGUCGAGAAAAAGGGUUGGCUCACCAAACAAGGUGGUCGUAUCAAGACGUGGAAAAAACGUUGGUUCAAACUCGAAGCCAAUUGUUUGCUCUACUUUAAGACACCACAAGAUCACGAACCAUGUGGUAUUAUCCCACUCGAGAAUGUCGUUGUCACGAUUGUCGUACAAAAGAAGUUUUGCUUUAUGCUCCACUCGUCACAGGAGCAGAUGAAAGCGUGUAAAUUAAAUUCAGACGGCACCCUUGUGCAAGCCAACCAUGCCGCCUACUUUAUAUCGGCUGCCAACAUGGCAGAAAUGGAGUCAUGGGUACAAGCCAUCAAAAGCAACAUUCACAGCAACCCCAACUUUGAGCAGUUGCACAAAAAGAAGGCUGAAACGAUUCGUAGUGGAAAAUCAUCCUCUUCCUCUCAGGCUCGUAGAUCUACCAUUGUCACCUCCUCAUCACCUCUCGCUCAAGUUAACGGUGCCAGUGGAAACAUUGUAAAUGGAAAACAAACAACAAAUAGUGGUGCUACUGGUUCACCCGCUUCAAACGAUCAUCAUAUAACUUCUACUCCUCCUUUAUCUUCUCCUAUUCCAAGUCAAUAA
Messenger RNA from Cavenderia fasciculata, 2889 nucleotides. RefSeq names its product ankyrin repeat-containing protein (gene secG). Gene Ontology annotation, cellular component: cytoplasm; nucleus. The transcript is spliced from 3 exons. Gene Ontology annotation, biological process: regulation of ARF protein signal transduction. NCBI's taxonomy places the organism in Eukaryota, Evosea, Eumycetozoa, Acytosteliales, Cavenderiaceae. Bases 1 to 2889 code for a protein of 962 amino acids. Gene Ontology annotation, molecular function: guanyl-nucleotide exchange factor activity; protein binding. The record is from RefSeq and is a predicted model, not a curated record.